This is a messenger RNA of Hyaloscypha bicolor E, 984 nucleotides long. RefSeq names its product malate dehydrogenase. Gene Ontology annotation, molecular function: L-malate dehydrogenase (NAD+) activity. Gene Ontology annotation, biological process: tricarboxylic acid cycle; malate metabolic process. NCBI's taxonomy places the organism in Eukaryota, Fungi, Ascomycota, Leotiomycetes, Helotiales, Hyaloscyphaceae. Gene Ontology annotation, cellular component: cytoplasm. The record is from RefSeq and is a predicted model, not a curated record. The transcript has 6 exons. Bases 1 to 984 code for a protein of 327 amino acids.
AUGCCGAAAGUAGCAGUUCUCGGGGCAGCCGGCCAGAUCGGCUCGCCACUCAGUCUUCUGCUGAAGAUGAGUCCUUUAGUGACAGAGCUGUCUCUGUACGACAUUGUCCACGCUCCUGGAGUGGCUAUCGAUCUGAACCACAUCGACACCCCCUCAAAAGUCACCGGGUUCCUGCCCGACAACGACGGCUUGAAGAAAGCGCUUGCAGGAGCAGAUAUCGUUGUGAUCUCAGCUGGUAUUGCACGAAAGCCCGGAAUGACUCGCGAUGAUCUCUUUAAAGUGAACGCCGGCGUAAUCCAAAAUCUUGUGAUAGAAAUCGCGAAAACCUGCCCGAAUGCAUUCGUGCUCAUCAUUACCAACCCUGUAAACAGCACGCUCCCAAUUGCCGUUGAGACGCUGAAGAAACACAAUGUCUUCAACCCAGCGAAAGUAUUCGGUGUUACAACUCUCGAUGUUGUUCGUGCCUCAACUUUCGUUCAACAGGUACUAGAUCUCCCUGAUCCAAAGGCACUGAAAAUUCCAGUUGUGGGGGGUCACAGUGGGGCAACUAUAUUGCCGUUGCUUAGUCAAUGUGUCCCAGCUGUCAAGCUGACAGAAGAGAAGAGAGAUGCGGUGACUUAUAGAGUCCAAUUUGGCGGCGAUGAGAUUGUGCAGGCUAAGGCUGGAGCAGGGUCUGCAACCACUUGCAUGGCCUACGCUGGAUUUAGAUUUGUGAGCUCCAUAUUGAAGGCGAUGGGCAGCGAAAGUAAGGUGAUCGAAGAGACUUACUUGUAUCUUCCAGGCGUACCAGGCGGGAAGGAGAUUGCGGCAGAGCUAAGUGUGGAUUAUUUCGCGGUGCCUGUGGAAUUUGGGCGAGCUGGUGCUGUGAAGGCAUAUCCUCUUGGGCCGUUGUCAGGUUAUGAGACGAAGUUGCUGAAAGUCGCCGUGGAGGAACUGAAAAGAAACGUGAGCAAAGGCGUAUCGUUUGCGCUUGCAGGGUUGUAA